GCUUGUCAGAACCAUGGUCAGAACGCUGAGAGGCAGUGAACGGCAGAGGUCUAACGUUAGCUCAGUUUCUCAUUAGGAUAGAGACACGUUCACCUGUGAAGACGCUCUGCUGUGGACAUUUCUGAAAGCCAAUGUUAACUUUUGGAUAGUACCGUUUGCUAGACUGUCUAGCGUUUCGGGGGCUAGCUUUCAGCGUACUUACUGGUGUUCUGCGGUGGAAAUAGCAAAAAAAUGUCGUCUCCAAGUCCGGGUAAAAGGCGAAUGGAUACCGAUGUGGUGAAACUCAUCGAGAGCAAGCAUGAAGUCACCAUCCUCAGCGGACUCAAUGAAUUUGUAGUCAAGUUUUUCGGACCACAAGGAACGCCGUACGAGGGAGGCGUGUGGAAAGUGCGAGUAGAUCUUCCUGAUAAAUACCCAUUCAAAUCGCCAUCUAUAGGAUUCAUGAACAAGAUUUUUCAUCCCAACAUUGAUGAAGCGUCAGGGACGGUGUGCUUAGAUGUCAUCAACCAGACAUGGACAGCCCUUUAUGAUCUGACCAACAUCUUUGAGUCGUUCCUGCCUCAACUGCUGGCUUACCCAAACCCCAUCGAUCCCCUGAAUGGUGAUGCAGCUGCCAUGUACCUCCAUCGGCCAGAGGAGUAUAAGCAGAAAAUCAAAGAAUACAUCCAGAAAUAUGCAACAGAGGAGGCUCUGAAGGAGCAGGAAGAGGGGGCAGGUGACUCUUCAUCUGAAAGCUCCAUGUCUGAUUUCUCAGAAGACGAAGCCCAGGACAUGGAGUUGUAGUAAUAGGAGGGCUCCCCCAUCCCUCCCCCUCCUUUAACCCCCACAGAGACUAUAUUUGAUUUCCUAACCAUGAGAAAGCAGACUUAUAAUAUUCAUAUUUAAACAAGUUGAUUUUUUUUAUUAUUAUUAUUAUUAUUAUUAUUAUUAUUAUUACUACUAAACAAGGAUUUUUAUGGAUAUCUACCCUUUUGGUGUGUUUGACAGACACCCGUCCUGUUCUGUAGCCGUUUCCCCCUUCACAGACGUCGCAAUUCGCAUCCUCUGCCUGCUAUCUCUGCCUUCUGUUAGGUGCGUCACGUAGGAUAUUCCCCCUGUGAACGUCCGAUUUCUCGGCUCAAAUUUCGCCUUAGGAAAGUUUCAGUUUGACCCGAAUCGUAUUGUCUUUUCUUUUCCCACUAUGCUAACUGAUUCUGACCGACCUUUUUCUUUUUUUUUUUUUUUUUGUAGUUGCUCCACUGCAACGCUGCUUGUACGCUGUACGCUAUUACUCUCUUUAGUCAAGACAGUAUUUGAGACAAGGUCUGGGCACACCUUGCGUGCGGUGCAGUGCCAACAGACACUCACUCGCAAAUCAACCUGGAACUUUUUUUUUUUCCCAGCGUACUACUUGAGACUUCACUUAGUUCCAGUGCUAUAUUGGCUGUUACGUUGCUCUUUGUUGACUCACUGCAGCUGCCUGUUUACAUGUGCCACUUUUGCACUGAAGAAUACACGCGCAACAACGCCAGGGUCUCGGAAAACGAAUCGAUUCGACGCGCGUCCCCAUUACAGGGGGCCGACGGCGCGGUGGCAAAUAUGUGCUUUAGGUGCCGGAUUCGUGGAGCUAACUGCACGAGCUGUGAGGUCGCUGCUCUCAAGCCAAGAACCCUCCGUGGCUCUACUGUACGGUUUUUGCGGACGUUGAGGUCAGACUCGCUUGGUAUUGUGGGAACUGAAACUAGACCAGAGCUACCCUUUAACCAUCUGACCAUGUGAGCUUCCUGUCUGGAGGCGUCUGGAGCAUUCUCAUUGGGCAAGGCUGCCUCUGUGUUCCUGUUUUUAAAAACAAAUCUGGUCAAGAAUGACGUUUUUUUUCUUAUUAUUAUUUCUUUCUGUCUAUUUGCUUAAGUUCUGUUUUGACCUGAAUAAAAAGCAACAAAAAAUGGU
This is a messenger RNA of Mugil cephalus (flathead mullet), 1929 nucleotides long. It is a transcript of the gene ube2h, whose product is annotated as ubiquitin-conjugating enzyme E2H (UBC8 homolog, yeast). Gene Ontology annotation, cellular component: nucleus. Bases 232 to 783 code for a protein of 183 amino acids. NCBI's taxonomy places the organism in Eukaryota, Metazoa, Chordata, Actinopteri, Mugiliformes, Mugilidae. The record is from RefSeq and is a predicted model, not a curated record. Gene Ontology annotation, molecular function: ubiquitin conjugating enzyme activity. The transcript has 7 exons. Gene Ontology annotation, biological process: ubiquitin-dependent protein catabolic process; protein polyubiquitination.